This is a messenger RNA of Pygoscelis adeliae (Adelie penguin), 2330 nucleotides long. RefSeq names its product cleavage and polyadenylation specific factor 3, 73kDa (gene CPSF3). The record is from RefSeq and is a predicted model, not a curated record. Gene Ontology annotation, cellular component: mRNA cleavage and polyadenylation specificity factor complex. Gene Ontology annotation, molecular function: 5'-3' exonuclease activity; RNA endonuclease activity; RNA binding. Gene Ontology annotation, biological process: mRNA 3'-end processing by stem-loop binding and cleavage. Lineage: Eukaryota; Metazoa; Chordata; Aves; Sphenisciformes; Spheniscidae.
AUGCAAGGUGCUGGCCAAGAAGUAGGAAGGUCGUGCAUUAUUCUGGAGUUUAAAGGAAGAAAAAUAAUGCUUGAUUGCGGAAUCCAUCCUGGACUGGAAGGAAUGGAAGCUCUUCUUUUUUACAUUGAUUUGAUAGAUCCUGCUGAGAUUGAUCUUCUCCUAAUUAGUCAUUUCCAUUUAGAUCACUGUGGGGCUUUACCAUGGUUUUUGCAGAAAACAAGUUUUAAAGGAAGGACAUUUAUGACUCAUGCCACAAAAGCUAUUUACAGAUGGCUUCUUUCAGACUAUGUCAAAGUCAGUAAUAUAUCAGCGGAUGACAUGCUAUAUACAGAAACAGACCUUGAAGAAAGCAUGGACAAGAUCGAGACCAUCAACUUCCAUGAAGUGAAAGAGGUGGCAGGAAUCAAAUUCUGGUGUUACCACGCAGGCCAUGUUCUGGGAGCAGCCAUGUUUAUGAUUGAAAUAGCUGGUGUGAAGCUUUUAUAUACAGGUGAUUUCUCAAGGCAGGAAGACAGACAUCUGAUGGCAGCUGAGAUUCCCAAUAUUAAACCUGAUAUUCUUAUAAUUGAAUCCACAUAUGGUACUCAUAUUCAUGAAAAAAGGGAAGAGCGAGAGGCAAGAUUCUGUAAUACCGUUCACGACAUUGUAAAUAGAGGAGGUAGAGGUCUUAUUCCUGUGUUUGCCCUGGGUCGAGCUCAAGAACUACUUUUGAUUUUAGAUGAAUACUGGCAGAAUCAUCCUGAACUCCAUGAUAUCCCUAUAUAUUAUGCCUCCUCUUUGGCAAAGAAAUGUAUGGCAGUUUAUCAGACGUAUGUCAAUGCCAUGAAUGACAAAAUCCGCAAGCAAAUCAACAUCAACAAUCCGUUUGUUUUCAAGCAUAUUAGUAAUCUGAAGAGUAUGGAUCAUUUUGAUGAUAUUGGCCCAAGUGUUGUGAUGGCUUCCCCAGGUAUGAUGCAGAGUGGCUUAUCCAGAGAGUUGUUUGAGAGCUGGUGCACAGAUAAGAGAAAUGGAGUAAUUAUAGCAGGGUACUGUGUUGAAGGAACGCUUGCUAAGCACAUCAUGUCUGAACCUGAAGAGAUCACAACUAUGUCAGGACAAAAACUUCCACUGAAGAUGUCUGUGGAUUACAUUUCUUUCUCUGCUCACACAGAUUAUCAACAAACUAGUGAAUUUAUCCGGGCCCUGAAACCUCCACAUGUGAUUUUAGUUCACGGUGAGCAGAAUGAAAUGGCCAGAUUGAAAGCAGCAUUGAUACGGGAAUAUGAGGAUAAUGAUGAAGUUCAUAUAGAAGUUCAUAAUCCUAGGAAUACUGAGGCUGUGACAUUAAACUUCAGAGGAGAAAAACUUGCCAAGGUGAUGGGAUCUUUAGCAGAUAAGAAACCAGAGCAAGGACAGAGAAUUUCUGGAAUCCUAGUUAAAAGAAAUUUUAACUAUCACAUCCUUUCUCCAUGUGACCUCUCCAAUUAUACAGACUUGGCGAUGAGCACUGUAACACAGACACAAGCCAUUCCAUAUACCGGCCCUUUUAAUCUGCUUUAUUAUCAGCUACAAAAACUUACUGGUGAUGUAGAAGAAAUAGAAAUCCAGCAAAAACCAGCCUUGAAGGUUUUCAAAAAUAUUACUGUGAUCCAGGAACCAGGCAUGGUAGUCCUUGAGUGGGUGGCAAAUCCUGCUAAUGAUAUGUAUGCAGACACCGUGACAACAGUGAUACUGGAAGUUCAGUCAAAUCCCAAAAUACAGAAAGCUGCAGUACCUAAAAUUUCAAAAAAAGUAGAUAUGGAUGUGUAUAGGAAGAGAAUGGAGAUCAUGCUUCAGGAUAUGUUUGGAGAAGACUGUGUGAGUUCAAAAGAUGGCUCUGUCCUGUGCGUCACGGUUGAUGGAAAGACUGCAAACAUUUCGCUGGACACUCGGUGUAUACAUAGUACAGAAAAAUACAGGACUGAUGAAGAGAGCUCUUGCAAUAGAGAAGAAAGUAACAAGACUGGAAAAAAAUGCAUACUGCUUAAUCAAAAAACAGUUGACUGUGAGCCAGGAAGCGAAGAUGACGAAUCCCUUCGUGAAAUGGUGGAACUGGCUGCACAGAGGCUUUAUGAUGCCCUCAGCCCAGUAUACUGACCUCUGUAGAUACCUAGGACACGUCAGAAAAAUCUUUUAAAUGUUCAAUUUAUUUGGACUAUUUUUUAAGAGUAAAUAAAUUUUUUUUCUUCAGUAAGUCAAACGUAUCAAUUCUGUGAUUGUGAAACUGCUGAGUUAUUUCAAAUAAUGGAUGAGCAACCUUAUAGCAACUAUGUUUGUGCAUAUAGAUCAUAAUAAAAUCAGGCAAAGUGUGC